AUUUCUGUCUCAAAACACAUAAAAAGCACUUCCGAAUUGCCGACGUCAAACGCGGCCAUCCGAUCGCUGACCUUGAUUGCUCCCGCUCAUCGAUGUCAAAUGCACGUAAAGCGUAUCCUCUUUCUGCCCAAUUUUGGCGCCACGAGGGGGCCAUAAUCGUCUAUGACUGCGAUCAGAAUCGUCUAUGCACCAUUCCCACAGGCUCGCUCGCCUCCAGUGGCGAUUUAAAUUGGGAUUUCGUCGUCUACUGCAUUCGAGCUUGUGUGGAAGAGGAUGGCUUUGUCUGUGCAUUUGGCGAAAGAGAUGCUCUCGACCUUAACCAAGACGUAACGUCCGGACGCUACUUUUUUCGCAGGGGAGAUAGUCCGAUGCAACCAUGCACCUUGCGACGAGGCCCCAUCGGAAAGCAAAGAGGAAGAGUGGUUGGAGAGCGCAGCGUGGGCUCGAGAAGCACAAUGAGUGACUCAAAGAGGUCUUCUGCAAAUCAGCAAUCCCUCAGAAUCGGCGUUAUCGCACGGGACGGACGCUGUCUCAUUACCGAGAAGCCUUACAACCUGUGCACGGGCUCGCACAUCGUACCUUUCAGCCGUCCCGAUAUUUAUGCAGAGCUGCUGGGCUACGAGGAUGAGUGGCUGUUCGAAACAUGGAUGGGUCUCCUUCUUGAGGACGGAAUUCAUAAGUGCUUCGACCGAUACGAGAUCAGCAUCUAUCCGAGGGGCGAUCAAGAGUGGGUCGUUCACGUCUUCUACAGCCCCGACAGGUCGCUUUUUGAAUACCACGGCAAGAGAUUUGACUCUUCGCGAUUCCAGCUCCCACGUCCAUUCUGGCCUUCUCGGGAUCUCCUGUUGUGGCAUCAUCUGCAAUCCUCUUUUGCCGAACCGCUUCUCUACUCGUGCCUGUCCUUGUGGGAUGAGCCUCAGAUUGAGCAUUCUCUUCUCAGAGAGCAUUCUCUUUUAGAUUAG
Acaromyces ingoldii is the source of this 962-nucleotide messenger RNA. RefSeq lists its product as hypothetical. NCBI's taxonomy places the organism in Eukaryota, Fungi, Basidiomycota, Exobasidiomycetes, Exobasidiales, Cryptobasidiaceae. Bases 93 to 962 code for a protein of 289 amino acids. The record is from RefSeq and is a predicted model, not a curated record. The transcript has 6 exons.